Egretta garzetta (little egret) is the source of this 3173-nucleotide messenger RNA. It is a transcript of the gene RAB9A, whose product is annotated as RAB9A, member RAS oncogene family. Gene Ontology annotation, cellular component: late endosome; phagocytic vesicle; lysosome. Gene Ontology annotation, biological process: retrograde transport, endosome to Golgi; Rab protein signal transduction. The record is from RefSeq and is a predicted model, not a curated record. Gene Ontology annotation, molecular function: GTPase activity; GTP binding. Bases 2566 to 3171 code for a protein of 201 amino acids. NCBI's taxonomy places the organism in Eukaryota, Metazoa, Chordata, Aves, Pelecaniformes, Ardeidae. The transcript is spliced from 3 exons.
AAAAUGUCACUUGUGCAAAAUAAUUGAACAAAUAACAGAGUAGUGCAAGAAAACUAGUUUUGAAAACUUCCGUUAGUGGCCUUUUUAGCAAGUUUACAUAUAACUAGAUACACGGAGAGCACUUGAUUUUAUUAACUUAGGUAGAGUAGGCAAGUAGGGAACUGCUUGGCCAAAUUUUGUUUUGGAAUUAAAGCCCCUUGCUUGUCCGCAGAUAGCUGUUGUGCAGUCUGCCACCCUGUACGUUGUUUUCCUUCUCUUGUUGUCCACAGUAAUGUACACCUCUGCUAAAUAAGCAUGUGGGUCUUAUUUGGCUUUGCUUUCAACAUGUUGUUCAACACUGAAAUUGUGAGAGCUUACUUUCUUUAGAGAAAGGGUGAUUGUGUGUGGCUGGGUUUUUUGAGGGGUCUUUUGUGACCUUUUAGUGCUUUAAUGAGGUAACAACAAGAUGUAAUGUCAGACUGGAGGGAGAGCUAUUUCUCAGAUGUAUCCAAAAGAAAUCCCAAACUUUUUUUUUUCCUGGCACUUCUACUUCUAGAGAAACCUAAGAUGGUACAACUACAUCUGUGUGUCAGUGUCAAUGUGGAAUUUAUAAUGAACUCUUAUUUUUCUCUGGCUCCUUUAGGUUGUAUGGAACUCUGUUUGUUGCCUUAAUUUUAGUAAAGUGUCUUCCAUUAAGUUAAAAAUAGGGAGUGUGUAGUAAAAAAAAGGCUCUAGCAGCCCUUGUUUUGCUUUUGAGUGCUCAAACCAACCAUCGGUUUCCUUAAAUUGAAAAUAGUGGGGGAAAAAAAUAGUAGAGGGUCAAACGAGGUAUUUAGAUUUCAAGCUGCACUUUAUUUUCUGUCAAUUUAGUAAUAAAUCAUGAUAAAUGGAUCUUUUAUCUCCUUAGGAUUGGAAUUUUACGUAAAUGUUUCACAAUGAAUAAAAACUUCCCAGCAAAAAGGCUUGUAAGAAUUCCUUAAGUGUUUUUUAUAUAUAUAAUGUUCUUUCUCCUUAGUGUUUUGUUUUCAUUUUCUACAGAGCAGAUGGUAUGUUGCCCUGGUACAGUGUAACCCACUUAAUCCCUUAGGGAUGGGCUUUGGUCACAUAAGUUACAUUGGGAACAAUAUGAAUGUAUAAUGUAGCCUGACCAAUAGCGGCUGCUAUUGCUAAGAGUCCCUGGAGGAAAAGGGAAACUAAUGCAAGGGAGAAAGAUGAGCACAUACGAGCAGGAAUAAUCACUUGAUAAGUUAUUGAAAGAGUGGAAGCAGUAACAGAGAAGUAGAUUGCAAGGAGAAUGUCACUUAACUCAAAACUGUUAGAAAUGUUGGAUGAAGAGCAGCAGCGCCUAAGGGUGUUUUGAAGUUGGCUGAAAGUUAGUAGUAUAUUUAAGUUGGGAGAUGCUCAGCUGUGAGCUGCUGAGAAAUGACAACUCUUAUUAAGUCAGAAUAAAUAAUAGUUUGCUCAUCCUCCUUGAACGUGGGGAAUGAGAUGGAAAGUGAAGGCCAGGUCUCUGCAAGAUUAAGCUAGCAGAGAUAUAAAUGUAGGUAUUUCUCGUGACAAGUUUUGCCGAUGGAAUUUGUGGCCAGAUGUAAGUUAGAAUAAAUGAAGUGAUUCUGGCAGUAGGUACUGGGAUGAUUUCAUGAUCCAGGGGAUAUGUGGACUUAAGGAUUCCUUCCCUUGGCUGCUGGUUCUUUCAUAGUCCUGAGUCAUGCCAGGUAAUUGUUUGAACUAGAGUCCUGAAGUACAUAUAACCUUAUAAAGAAAUCCCAAAAAAUAGCUUUUUGGUAUACAAAGGAGUGGCAACAGCUGUAUGUCAUUUCUGUUUGGGUUGUGUUCAUAUUACAAAUUGUUAUUAAUAAAUUCUAGUGAUAUUCUGGUGUUAGAUAAAGUAUGUCUGGGCUGCUUACAACUAGAGGCAAUUUUCAGAUAACCCGUCAUCAAAUUAUUAAAGAUCUGUCCAACAGAAGAUAUGAACUACCGUCACAGUGCAAUGGUGAAAUCGUAGAUAAAAGAAGGAAGACUUGCCAGGUGAUUAGGAUCUCUGUAGGUCAAGCCGUAUGAUUGAAGGGCUUCCAGAGAACCAGGCAGCUCACAAGUGGCUGUCAAUAGGGGGGUGUUGCUGAUCCCCAGCUCUCACAUUGCUACCCCGUGGAGGGGAGGGCUGUUUUGGAGGCUGAUUAAUGUCCGAGCCUGUAAUGCAUUCAGAACUACAAAGCGUGUAGCAUCUCGACUUCAUAUCUGUAUGCUUCCCUCUGAAUCGAGAGCAAAAUGUUUCAAGGACAAACAGGCUUGUGGCCUCUUCAGAACUAAAAAUCCAUUAUUGUGCCAGUUAAUUGGCCAAGGUGUAAACCAGUACCUUCUAAAUACAAGAACGAGGAUUGGCUAAGCAGAGAAAAGGGAGAAAACGUGCUUCUGUCCUUUCUUUUCAGGCUUCUGGAAACUUGCAGUUCUGCUGUAGGUGACAAAUAUAACUCCUCUGUAGUGAUUGAGGGCUGAGAAAUGUAAAAACUCCACAAAAAAUGCUGAAUGAUGAUUUAAACUGAACUGUUAAGGUCUAGGAAACCAGGAGGAUCUAUUCCCGUAACAAUGGCAGCAAAAUCAACACUCCUUAAGGUAAUACUGCUAGGAGAUGGCGGAGUUGGGAAGAGCUCCCUUAUGAACAGAUACGUCACCAACAAGUUCGAUGCACAGCUGUUUCAUACGAUAGGUGUGGAGUUCUUAAAUAAGGAGUUGGAAGUGGAUGGACACUUUGUUACGAUGCAGAUAUGGGACACAGCUGGUCAGGAACGUUUCAGGAGCUUGCGGACUCCUUUCUAUAGAGGUUCUGACUGUUGCCUGCUAACCUUCAGCGUGGAUGACUCUCAAAGCUUCCAGAACUUAAGCAACUGGAAGAAAGAAUUCAUUUAUUAUGCAGAUGUCAAGGAGCCUGAAAGUUUUCCGUUUGUGAUACUGGGUAACAAAGUUGAUAUCGAUGAAAGGCAAGUGUCUACGGAAGAAGCCCAAGACUGGUGCAGGAAUAAUGGCAACCAUCCCUAUUUUGAAACCAGCGCAAAAGAUGCCACUAAUGUUGCAGCAGCCUUUGAAGAAGCCGUUAGAAGAGUUCUAGCCUCUGAAGAUAGAUCAGAUCAGUUUAUUCAAACAGAUACAGUAAACCUUCAUCGGAAACCGAAACCCAGUUCAUCUUGUUGUUGACU